UUGAAAAACAGUUGGUCACGUGAUACGGCAAUAUGGCUUCCGCAUAGUGAGACGCUACAAUAGGAACUAGCAACGCCGCAUGAGUGCAAAUAUUGAGCAAGACCAUACUGUUAGUGAUCCAUACCCUGGGAAAAAGAUGAAGUUACGCGUGCAACUGCAGUGUAAAAACCUUCAUGAAUACCUACGGGAGCUUAGCCCAGACGUUCUGGACCGUCUGUACAACCAUCCAGCCACCUGCCUCGCUGUCUACAGGGAGCUGCCCUCAUUGGCUAAGAACUACGUGAUGCGAAUGCUGUUCCUGGAUCAGCCCCUCCCACAAGCUGCUGUUGCAUUAUGGGUGAAAAAGGACUGUCAGAAGGACCAUGACGAGUGCGUGUCGGUGCUGAUGGGGUUGAGGAUGUGGCACAGCCAGCAGCUGCAGGGGGGGUUGCAGGGUCUGGUGCUCAACCCCGUCUUUAAGGACAACCUGAGGGUGGCGCUGUUGGGCGGGUGGGUGCUCCCGCGGCAUUCUGGAAACAGGCACAGACAUCCACACAAGCUGAUCGUCUCAGUCUCUCUCUCCCUCAAACAUCCACACAAGCUGAUUAUCUCUCUCUCCCUCAAAUUCCAACUCAAACUCGAAUUACAGAACUCCCAGCCCUACCUGAAUAACAUGACGGCAGUGGGCUGCAUGCUGGCUCUGGCGGCCGUGUUUGCGCUGGGGAUCGACGGGCUGCACGUGCAGCGCUCCGCCUUUCCCAUCGUCUGCCAGUUCCGGCUGUGGUUGCUGGGCCUUGGCUUCAGCCUGGCGUACGGCAGCAUGUUCACCAAGAUCUGGUGGGUUCACACCGUCUUCACCAAGAAGGACGAGAAAAAGGACAAGAGAAAGCAGCACCUGGAGCCCUGGAAACUCUAUGCCACCGUGGGGGUGUUGCUGGUCAUCGACAUCCUGUCCCUCAUGAUUUGGCAGAUAGUGGAUCCUCUGCACGUCACUAUCGAGGUUUCACCCAGGGAGGCGCCGAAGGGGGACCUUGACGUCCUGAUUCAGCUCCUGGAGCACUGCAGCUCUGAGAAGAUGAACACUUGGCUGGGAGUGGUCUAUGGCUACAAGGGUCUACUGCUGUUGCUGGGGAUAUUCCUGGCUUACGAGACCAAGUCGGUUUCCACGGAGAAGAUCAACGACCACCGGGCGGUGGGAAUGGCCAUCUACAACGUUUCGGUCUUGUGUAUGAUCACCGCUCCCGUCACCAUGAUCCUGUCCUCCCAGCAGGACGCCUCAUUUGCCUUUGCCUCCCUGGCCAUCGUCUUCUCCGUCUACAUCAUGGUGGUCCUCUUCGCCCCGAAGAUGCGCAGGCUGAUUACUCGAGGGGAGUGGCAGUCGGAGCAGCAGGAGACCAUGAAGACGGGCUCGACCACCAACAACAACGACGAGGAGAAAUCACGGCAGCUGGAGCGAGAGAACAAGGAACUGCAGAAGAUCAUACAAGAGAAAGAAGAGCGGGUGACCGAGCUGCGGAACCAGCUGAGUGAGCGGCAGGCCCUGCGAUCUCGGAGACGGCCCUCGUCCUCCCAGAACCAGAACCACAGCGCCCCUGCGCCCCCGGCCCCCCAGAACGACCCCAAAUCCCUCCUGCCUCCCCCCGGGUACCCCCUCCCUUCCUCUGACAACCACUCCAUCCCCCCCUCCUACUCCAACUCCUCCAGCCUCUACCAGUCCGACGGCAAGAUCAGUCUCAACAACUGCCACACCAGCCGGCUACAGCUGCUCUACAAGUGAGAGAGAGAGGGCAAGGGGAGGGGCUACAGAGGGGAAGGGAGGGGAGGGCUUAGCAGAUGAUGGAUGGGGUUUGUGAAAGAGGGGAGGAGCUUGGGGACGAAGGAACAGGAUUCUUUAAGACGUGGUCUUUAAGACGCAGACUGUGUCCCUCUCUCUGCCUUUCACCCUCCACCUUCUGUACUUGCUUAAUUCCCGGAUUCCCCACACACACACACACUCACACACACACACUCACACACACACACAACAACACACACACACACAUACACACACACACACACACUCACACACACACACAUAUACACACACACACUCACACACACACACAUACACACACACACUCAUACGUGCACACGCCCACGCACCCACGCACACACCUGGCUUGUUCCUGAACAUAAGACCAGUCCCGCCUAAUGUCAUUGUUUUUUACUCUUCUGGAAAAGUGCAAUAAGGUAUCUGGGUACAUGAUGGUGUGUGAGAACCACAAACCACAAAAUGGUUGCCCUGUUUAGUUUAGCAUGUGGUUGCGAAGUUGAUGGCCAUACAGGAGUUUAAUUCUCUAAUCAUCAUCUAUUUCUUCCAUGGUGAACUGUCAUAUUUUAGAGUUGAUUUAUGUUAGAAUUGCACAAUUUUCUCAAGCGUCUGGUCGGAGGCAUACUUGCCACGCCAUGGGAACCGAACAGCGCAAACGCCAGCAGUCCAAAUGACCAAAUAGGCAACAAGCACACAGUGGGGCAACAAUAGCACAAUUCUCCCUCCUCUCAGUCCCUGUUUGAUGAUGUCAGUAAUGGUGGGUUUAGGGAGGGAGGAGUCUUAUAACCUGGCAACCCAAAAAAACCGCCAACUCUCUGUGACGCCCACAGUGCUUCUCUGUCUGCUUUAAGCCAUGGACACUUUGACACACAAGGGGUCUUUCUUUAUGUGUGAAUGCACAUUGAACAUUGCUAAAUCAAAAGGUCUAAAGGUGGCAAAACACUGCCAUCUAGUGACAGACCAAGAGUAUUGUACAGGGAUUCGGGGGGGAAGGGGGUUCAAAGCCCGUUUCAUUUAUAUCCGCCACAGGUUUGAGAGCAACCAAUGGAGCACAACUAAUUAAUAAAAGGAGGGAGGAGGUUAAUUAGAUGGGCAGGCAGGCCAGUUUAAUUAUCGCACUCUAAUUACGAGCCUGAGUCACGAGUGACUCAACUGCAUUGUGAAAGUGUAACUAGCAAAGUACAACUUCAGAAAACAUCUUUCUGUUAACCUCAAAGGAAAACCCAGCCAGGCCAAAUUUGCAAUAACGUGUCAAUUUUAACUUCCCCAAUUCCUCACCGCCAGAGGUGGAAAAUCCAGGUUCAGAAAGUAAAAAUCCUCCCCAGUAUUUUAACUAGCACCUUUUUUUUUUUUUGGCCGGAAGUUAUGACUAAUGUGUGAAAUCAGUAGUAAACACACAGCAGGAUUUUUUUUCUUUCUUGCACUGUUCUCUCUUCCCUUUUCCCAAAGAAACUUCCCCGCCUCCUUCAUGCCAAGGCCUUGAGUAUUUCCACGGUGUUGCUACCUAAUAUGGAUGAAGCCACGGGUCACGGUUUCUUUCGUCCGGCCCAAAUUGCGUGUCCCGCUGUGCUUGUACGACACUUCCCUUUAUUUAUUUCCCCUCCCAAGCUGUAGCAGUCAUUCCUUCUCCCUCUGUCCAGAAGACAGAGGGCGUUCGCGAGGACAUACGCGGCCCGCCUGAGCGUCCGCCAUUCCGUGUCUGUUGUACAUGUUCGCCACGCGGUGUCUCCUCCUCCCCGCUCCGGCUUGAUUUUUCUGGGGCUUUUAUUUUGACAGCGGGGGUGCGAUAGGCUGAAUGGAGCGCACUCUUGAUUGCGUUACAGAGCGACGGUUUUUCACUCUGCUUCGCCCACAAUCCAUUUCUGCAACUGUGUAUUAACUGGAUAUCUCUGCCCUCACUUGCAGUGGAAGUGCCACACCUGCAACCUCUGAAACUAAAGCUCAGUUCACUAAAGAAUUAUAGUCCAAUGCCAGUCUUGAGCAUCACCUGUAUCGCCUGCAUAUCACCUUGUACAGUUAUUGCAAUAUUUAUUUCAAAACUAUGUAGCGUCAAUUUCACCAGAACGCGUGUGUGACUCCAAACAAUCACUUUCGAAAUUACUGUUUAGCUAAUAUCACCCUGAUAUAGAUAUCUCACAAGUAAACAGUGCACCAGUUAUUCUGAAUAAUGCGUUUCUUGAUUGUUUUGUUUUGGUCGGCCUUGCACCACAAGUUUGGACUGUCAAAAUAAAAGGCCUUUUUUUUGUCAAGCUCUUGAGUUUGCCUUUCUGUUCCUGUAAAAAAAUGUAUUAGCAGUUUGUGUUUAUGAACUGUAAAUGAGAAUAUGCAUACAUACAUACAUUCGUAUAUAUAUUUAUUGAUAAUGAAAAUGAUUAUAUAUCUCUUGCACAUAUAUACAAAUUGUAUUCCACUGUGGUAUAAAAAUAUUUAUAUUUAUUAUCGCAAUCCUUGUUGAAUUUUAAAAUGAUGUGGUUAUGCAAAACAAAUGAUUACUAUGGCAAAACAUACAAAAUAAACAUCGUUUUUCACAA
Conger conger (European conger) is the source of this 4320-nucleotide messenger RNA. It is a transcript of the gene gabbr1b, whose product is annotated as gamma-aminobutyric acid (GABA) B receptor, 1b. Gene Ontology annotation, biological process: gamma-aminobutyric acid signaling pathway; nucleotide-excision repair; G protein-coupled receptor signaling pathway. Gene Ontology annotation, molecular function: ATPase activator activity; G protein-coupled GABA receptor activity. Lineage: Eukaryota; Metazoa; Chordata; Actinopteri; Anguilliformes; Congridae. Gene Ontology annotation, cellular component: membrane; G protein-coupled receptor heterodimeric complex; transcription factor TFIIH core complex. The record is from RefSeq and is a predicted model, not a curated record.